Macrobrachium nipponense is the source of this 1332-nucleotide messenger RNA. Its product is annotated as circumsporozoite protein-like. Bases 166 to 1332 code for a protein of 388 amino acids. The transcript has 3 exons. NCBI's taxonomy places the organism in Eukaryota, Metazoa, Arthropoda, Malacostraca, Decapoda, Palaemonidae. The record is from RefSeq and is a predicted model, not a curated record.
UUGUCUCCCUCUUCGAAAGUGCAGCGUUCUCUAGACUCAGCUGCUGCGAGUCUCGUCGAACGGGCGCAAGUUAUACUCCUUCAAGAUUUGUUGCUUAAUAUUAUCAUCACCACUGAGUGUAAACACGAUUUUCUCAGCUAUAGCAGAUGCUGAUCUGGAGUCAGCAUGAAGGAGAUGGCGAAGAUGCUUUUCCUGGCCCUACCACUAAUGGUAGGGGUACUUGCCUCUGCAUCUGCUGAGAAAGAAGUAGAUGAAGUUCCUGAGGAAUCCAAACUUGUUAAGUUCUUCCCUGAGAACUUAGGCUUACCUGACCCCCUUCUUCCAGUGAGGAAUGUAAGAGCAUUCCCCAACGUGCAAAAGUCCAAAGGAACGUUAUUAGAGGAGAGAAGCAGAGAUAGAAGAGAGCAGAAUCAGAAGAAGGAAAAGGAGAAAAGUCAAAAGACACAAAGGGGUCCCCAAGGCAAAUCAUCGGAGAACAGAAAGAAAAUACCAAAUAAGGGACCAGCAUUUAAAAGAAAAUCCAGCUCUCAAGUGAAGAAUGUUAAUAAACAAGGCACUGGUCAAAGGAAACCAAUAGUUAGAAAUAAAGACAGAAAUGGUAAAAAGAAUGGUAAAGAUCGUAAAGAGAAAAAGAAAAGGAAGAAAAAGAAGAAAGGCAAUGGCAAUAAUGGAAAGCCUAAUAAAGGCAAAGAUAAACCUGACAAGAACAAUGGUGAAAAGCCAGAUUUGGAACAUAAUAAAUACACGAACGUCGUGCCAUGGAUAAGCAUUUCUGAGGUUGUCAUAGAUAAACAAGGAGAAACCUGUCCUACAAAUUCGGUGUGUCAGCAAAUGGGUGGCCACUGCGUUCAUUUUGAACUUGCAAAUGUCUUCAACUGCGAUUAUGUUUACAACAACUGUGAUGGCUCUGACUGUCGUUGCUGUGUUGGUGGCAAACUUGCAAACGGAGGUUCUGGUAACCUUGUGUCUGGUGCAGAAAUUGCUUCCGGAAACGAUAACCAGUGGCGCUACUGUGACUUGACCUCUCAGUGCUACCAGCCAGGUGAGGCAUGUGUCAGUGCAAAUGUAGCCAACUCUUACAACUGUGACAGUAUUUUGAAUACAUGUGGAAGUGACUGUUACUGUUGUAUUGGAGGAAAACUUGGCAACUCACAUGUUGGUGGUCAAGCUGGGGGAGGAGGAGCAGGAGGAGGAGGUUCUGGAGGAGCUGGGGGAGGGUCUGGAGGGGCAGGAGGUUCUGGAGGAGCUGCAGGAGGGUCUGGAGGGGGCGGAGGAGGUUCUGGAGGAGCUGCAGGAGGGCUGGAGGGGCGGGAGGAGGAACUGGAGGGGUAG